AUGUAUCAGACAGAAAAGGCAUUCACUGUGCAAACGGUGUGUGUUUUGGGAGACAAUCACUACUGCAUUGGCAUUGAAUCGCAUCGCAAACACUGGUCUACGAGUCGUGCGAAGCCAUUGUCACUCCAGAAGAAGAUCACCGCCGAAGAGAUGAUGAAAAUAGAGGAAGUGAAGAAUGUGUCGAAGAGUGCGCGUAUAUCAGCGCACAGUCACGUGAAAGGUCUCGGACUUGACGAGUCGGGCGCCGCCAUUCCGGUCGCCGCCGGUCUCGUGGGACAGGCGUCCGCCCGAGAGGCGGCCGGCAUUGUGGUAGAAUUGAUCCGAAUGAAGCGAAUGGCGGGUCGGGCGGCGCUUUUGGCGGGCCCUCCCGGCACCGGCAAGACUGCCAUCGCGCUGGCCGUGAGCCAGGAGUUGGGCUCAAAGGUGCCCUUCUGUCCAAUGGUCGCCUCAGAGGUGUACUCGACUGAAGUGAAGAAGACUGAGGUCCUGAUGGAGAACUUCCGACGCGCAAUAGGGCUGCGCAUCAAAGAGGUGAAGGAGGUCUACGAGGGAGAGGUGACCGAAAUGACGCCCACGGAGACGGAGAACCCGUUGGGCGGCUACGGGAAGACCAUCUCUCACAUCGUGAUCGGCCUGAAGACAGCGAAGGGCACCAAACAGUUGAAACUCGACCCCAGUAUCUACGAGAGCCUCCAGAAGGAGCGCGUGGAGGUCGGGGACGUCAUAUACAUCGAGGCGAACAGCGGGUCCGUGAAAAGGCAGGGCCGCAGCGACGCCUACGCCACGGAGUAUGACUUGGAGGCCGAGGAGUACGUCCCCAUCCCUAAGGGCGAUGUGCACAAGAAGAAGGAGGUCGUGCAGGACGUGACGCUCCACGACUUGGACGCGGCCAACGCCCGGCCACAGGGAGGGCAGGAUAUCCUAAUCAGAGCCCAAACGGAAAGCAUUUACAUCGAUGACGAGGCACUGGUACACCUGUCGGAGAUCGGCUCCAAGACUUCGAUCAGGUACGCGGUGCAGCUGCUGAGCCCAGCCAUGCAGUUGGCGCGCGUCAACCAGUGCUCGACCAUCGAUCUGAAGGUUCUUCGCGAAGUGAAUGAACUGUUUUUCGACGCCAAACAGUCCGCGAGAGUAUUGGCCGAACAUAACUCCAAAUAUAUGAAAUAA
Messenger RNA from Oppiella nova, 1167 nucleotides. The record is from the annotation of a GenBank genome assembly. NCBI's taxonomy places the organism in Eukaryota, Metazoa, Arthropoda, Arachnida, Sarcoptiformes, Oppiidae.